Messenger RNA from Coregonus sp. 'balchen', 19249 nucleotides. The record is from the annotation of a GenBank genome assembly. NCBI's taxonomy places the organism in Eukaryota, Metazoa, Chordata, Actinopteri, Salmoniformes, Salmonidae.
CCUUCCUCAUCCCUCUCUACAGUACGACUGAGCUCAGCCCCUUCGGCUGGAGGCUCGGGUUUAUCUGGAAUCAACGUGAAAGCCAUUCAGGAGCCGCGCGCUGUAAAGUGAAGGAGCGGUCCGUCGCGAAACCUGGGGGAGAGCGAGCGAUAAGGACUGGGAACGGGGUUUGACUUUUUCCGCGUAAACUCGGAUUUGAGGGGCAAGCGGGGAGCCAUGGCUAUGUUCUCAGCUCUCGGGCUGCUUUUGCUGUGCCAGCUUUUGACAUCAUCUACAUCCCAGGUAAGCGGUGGCUUUGGUGCGCCCGUUAUCAAUCCAUGCCUGCUGUUUUCAUCAGCUAACCUGUGUUCGGAGUUGCGGGUAGUAGCUACUUUGUAAGCUGCCUGAUGGAUUUAGAGGCGUUUGAUAACUAACAGGUUCUUCUCAUUCAGUUCCUAAUUUCUGCCUUAGCCUACCCUGUGGGUGUAAAUGUGACAGUCUAAUCCUUCCAUGGUAAUUAGGCUACCUGCAAUGCGGCUACCUGCACUUUUGUUAGGCUAUUUACCAUCCAUUUUGACAUGCACCUUUGACCCAGUUUUAUACAUCGGUGAUAUAUAGACGAUUUAGUUCCUACGUUGUCUUUGUUUUAUAAGGUUGUAGCCUGUAAAAGGUGUCGAUUGAAGCAAUGAGGUCAAAUUGUGCAGAUUAUGCAAACUCCCUAUCCAUUUAUUUAUUUAAUCGUACACGGGUGUCCGUGAAAGACUGUCUUUGCAGUAAUCAUUUUUCAUUUACUUGCACAUUUCUGGAGUCGGGGUUAUGUUUUCCUUGAGGCUGAGGAAUGCAGAGCCUGGAGACCAGUGGCCUGUGCACAAUGACAGCUUUGUUCAUUCAGCCGUGCUCCUGGGAAGCUCUAGGAAAGACCAAAGCUUAUUAGUCCAGCCUGAAAUUAAGUGAACUCUAUUUGUGUGAAUUAUUUGUGAUAUGUUCAUCCUUUUAUUACACUUAAAUUAUGAGUUUGUGACCCCAGGAUAUCUUCGCACUAUCUGUGCGUAAUUCUGCGCAUUGUCGUUUAACGGGUUAUUUGAUUCGCAUGGCUUUGGCACCAUCUAUUUUAUAAUACAUUUGAUUGUUUUUCACAUUCUUACAACGGAAUCAGGGACAUUUAUUUUUACUUUGUUGUAGUUUAUUGUUUAGGAGAUUCAGAGCAAUGCAUUAUAACAUUGCCUACUGAAGCCUGCAAAAUAUGGCCUCUUCUUUUUGUUCUAAAUAAUGAUGCACGAUCAAUUCACACUAUUAUUCGACCACUUUCAAAGCAUUUUAGGCUUUUUUUUUUUGUUGUUGGUGCAAUUGUAUCCUGUCUGUUUUCAUCCUUAAUGCCCACAUUCCUUCCAUGUCCUUUUUGACAGUAGUUAGACAUAAGGAGCUUGAUUUUAGGCCAUUUUAUAGAGAUUCAUAGCAUGAUAAUCCCUGUCUUCCGGGUAUUUUUUUGUAUUGAUUUUUGAGGUAAUGGUUUUGUGUUGCAGAGACCCGGCCCACGAGGAGCAGUCGGACCACCAGGACCCCCGGGACCCAAGGGGAAGGAUGGCACUGAUGUGAGUUAGCCAGACAUGGAGUGUUGUAGUAGAGCAGGGUUUUGCUAUCCAAUUACUGACUUAAGUUGUCAUCAUGGCUGAGGCAAUCAAGAAACAUGUCACAACGAAUUUUAACAUUUACCUAUGUGGAAGGUGUUGUCUCUUUGAUCCUAAUAAUAAUCAAAGUAAUUUUUAAGUUUCUACAAUUUCUUAAGGGAAAAAUAGAAAAAUAUGAGUUUAUCCAAAUCAAAUGGAUUGAAAAUCCAAGUAUGACUGAUAUUCUAUUUCUAAUCAAGGUUGAUCAAGUUGUUUCAAUUUCCCAUCAUUGAUAGUGGUGUUUUAGUAUGGCUCUUGCAGUCAAAUUAUGGUCAAAUGCUCUCUCAUAAUCCAGUUUAUAACAGAUUGACUCCUCCCACUGAGUCAAUGCCCGCCCCCACAGGUAUUUAUUUGGUCAUCAUUAAACACUCCGCACACAGGCCUCCUAUUGGCUAAAGGGCAGCCAAUGACACAUCAGAGCCAAUCAUGACAGAUAUGAGAAAAGCCUUAAAUUGGAACUUAAACCAGACAUCAAGUCUGUACUAUAUGUUAAAGGUGAAAUAGGAUUAUGUGCUUAAAAACAUAAGGCCUAUGUUCUCAAACUUUUACAAUACCUUUAAAUGUUAAUGAGCCGAAACAGAGCUUGCAACUUUACUGAUCUCAUAACAGAAAUUCCAUAUAUUUGAUAUACAUACUGUAUCUUUAUGUCUAUCAAAUCUUUAGAUUUUGGGGAUUGAAACUUGUGUUGCUUUAGUGGAGUAAAGUCAAUUCACCACAGCUUGGAAGACCAGCCAGCCAUACAGAGGACCCAUUCAUUCAUACAUUCCCCAACUCUACGAGAUAAUCUAAAAUUACCCAUCACACCUCCUCCCUCUCCCCCUCCCGUUCCCUACCCCCUGUCGAAACCAACUGGAGGCUUUCAUCAUGUGACCACUCUGCUCCGUCAGGUCCAUUUUAGCACUGUUUAGGGCAGAGAGUAACUACAACCAACUGUGUUAAAGCACUUCAUACACCCAGUCUGUCUAUCACUGUUAGCCAUUCAAUGUAUAGCUCUAGGGUGGGUUUCAUUUCAGUCGUGUUUUGAUUUACCUUUUAUUAGAACAAAAAUGUCCAGAAGGACGUCCAUAUUUCACAGCUUUCUGCUGAGAUGUAUUAGUCUUUAAACACACACAGUAAUCGAGUGACAUUUGUGACUGGAUUUGUAUUAACAGACAACUUAUGUUCAAAAUCUGUCAGACUGAAAUCAAAAGGCAGAUGCCUCUUAGACGUGUCCUUUUGGAAUCUUAUGUUGUUUCUUUUAAUUGACAGGGCAAAGACGGCCCUGCUGGACUUUCAGGGAAAGCUGUGAGUAUAACAACUGAACAGAGCCUUUUACAACGACGGAUCAACAACCCAAUUGUUUAGGGUGUGUGAUUGUUAUAACACCGAGCUGUCCCAAUGUUUCAGGGACCCAAGGGGAAAGCAGGGGUAGCAGGAGGACCAGGGAACCCAGGCCUGCCCGGCCUCCCGGGGGUGGACGUAAGUGACCCGUAGAAACUCAAAAACACACAUACACACUGGUCCUGUUGUUGAUGCGUAAAAUAUUGCCUGAAUUGCUGUAGAACUCAGUUGCUGUAGAACCUAUUAGAUAUACAGUAGUUUGAGGCUAUUGAUCUCAAGCUGUAGUCCUUGACACUUGCUUAGACCACUUCCCGGUAUUCAAUGUAUCUCAUCGUAUAAUUAACUACCUGGAGUCGACUGAUUUGGACUGAACCGACAUUUACCUGCAUUCAUGCAUACAGAGCGAGUAACCUGUCCUCUAGAACAAGUAUGAACAAUUGGCUCAUAGCUACCUCUUGUUAGAGAACUUGAUAAGAACAUUAUAUGUCUGCCAUCUAUCUAAACAGUUGAAUUGAGCAAUUUACACAUAAGAAAUAGCACAAUAUAAUGUCUAAUAAUGUUUUCAUGAUGUUGUGAUUCUUCCUCAGGGAUUGACAGGUGCUGAUGGGCCUGCAGGGAAAGACGGUCCUCCGGGGGAGGUGGUAAGUGAAGUGCCUCUCAAUCUCCCAGGGUUCCUGACUGUUUGCCUCUGGAUGUGCCCCAUUUACUUUAAUGACCUCAACUGAAGACUGCCCCUUUGGCCUCAUCAAUCACCCACUAAAACACACAUACUCACACAUAUAUAUAUACACACACACACACACACACAGGUACACACAGGCACACACACACACAGAUACAGUAGGUACAGAGUGACAAAGUCAAUAACCAUUCGAGGUGCUUCAGUUUGCUCAAUUUAUGAAAACACAUACAGAAAGCUGGUGUUGUGACCUUAGCAUGACCUUGGACUGAGGAAGGUACCAUUCAUUCCUCUAUGUAUCAUUACUGUAUGACCCUUCAGAAUAGAGAGAAAGGGGGUUAGUUACAGUGAGCUUCUUGGAGAGACCUUGGUGGGCUAAAGCUGGUACCUACUCAGGCCUCCGUUUUCUCCCUAUCGGGACGGAUUUGUCGAACAGGCUCUGGCCCUUUGUGGGAAUGUUUUUAAUGAGAGAUUGGGUGAUUCUGAGUCGGAUUUAUCUUGCGCUGCUUCCCUAAUCCCACCCGGAAUGCUCACAGCUUCCCACCAAACAGGCCCAGACUGUAGGAAAUAGAGGGAUCUGCAGCUUGGAUGCUGGAGGAAAAAAUAAAUACUGUUUCCUCCGAGGAAGGCAUGAAAGCACUACAGCGCCGGAGAGCCUAAUAAUGUUAUCUAGCACCACAGGACUGGAUAUGAAGUGUUGGGAGUCAUGCAUUAAAUAUUAGGUAUAAAAGGGUGUUAAAAAGGUCCUGUGAUCACAAAUUGAAGGGUGUAAAUGGGUCAAGGUGGAGGCAGCCCUCUGCACUUCAACUAAUUAGUCCCACUAAUCAGGAAGUGAGUGUUUACCUGACUGCCUAAUUACCUGGAUUAAAUGUGCCAUGCUGCAAUUGGCUUAAAACCUGUCCAAUAUUUCCUGGCUAACAUUCAUGUACUAAUGGGAUGAAGGUUGACAAGCUUGGGCGUUCUCUCCCUCCCCCUGAGGAAUAUGGACUGAAGCUGUUUUCAGAGAAAAACUCUGUUUCCCUGUCAAGACAUAUCGACCACCUCCCCAAAACAUUCACCAGAUAAUGAGAUGCACCAAUGCUCUUUGAUACCCAUACGCAGCGUCUUUACUGCUGAGAGUAGGGAAGGAUACUGUAUAUUUUCACUGUUCAAUCCAAGUAGUUCAUGUGCGCUUCCAUUGUAGCAGUGAAGACUUCAGUCUCACUUUGCACAAGGGUUAGUGUAGUUUCAUGGACCUUAGUUCAAAUCAAGCAGAGAAUAUUAGAGAUACUGAGAAUAACAGUAGAGAGAGGAAAAGGGAAAACUAACCACCACACAUUCCAUACAUCACAGGAGACAUGCAGGCGUGUGGCUGUAUGUCUGUGUGUGCAUAUGUUUGCAGAUGCGUGAGUGAUGUGACUAUACGUGUGUGCAUGUAUGUGUGUGAGUGUGUGCAAGGGUUUUACUGUGUGUGUGUGUUAGUGUGUGCAGUUGUUCACCAUUCUACACUCAUCCAAUGAAAAGUCAGCGGACACAGGGUGGAAUGCAGUGUGGGUUGCCGUGACACCACUGUGUUAAGACUGAUUGUGAGUCUUAUUCUUCCUCACACCACACAGACACUCCAAACACAGCUGAGAUCCAAUGGGGUGGGGUUGGGGAGGACAGAGGAGGGGUCAAGGGGAAACAGAGAGGAAACAGGGAGGAGGGAAUGAAAGAGUGGCAAGGAAAAGCAAAAUAAAAGAAAAUAAGGAAAGCAUGGGAUGGGGUAGGGGUGGUCCAUCUUUAUUAGGCUCUUGCUGUGGGUCAUAUGAGUGUCACUGCAGAACAGGGUCUGUUGUUUCCAUUUGUAACGUCUUUAUAAUAAUGUAAUAAUUGUAAUUGUUUCCCACCUAUUUGGACCAAGGCAGUUGCUCUAGUUUUAGCUCACUGAUACAUGAAUCAAUGCUGACACGUCAUCCCCUCCCAAAGUUCUCGAAAACACAGUUUUGGCAUAAGAACAUGGAAAUAAUGUUUUAGGUUUUUUACCUAGUUCCCACCUAGUCUCAUGUUUAAUUGUAUCUGUUGAAGUCGUCUGAGGGGUUGUGUGUCUGUGUCUCUACAGGGCGAUGCUGGACCUCCCGGGCCAGGUGGACCUCCUGUAAGUACUGUUACAUCUUCCACCUCUGUUACAUGCCAUCAACAUCACCUAUAUCACAACACCCCCUCACCUGUCCACAUUCAUAACCUCUAUUACACCCCCUCAACUGUCUAUAGCUAAACCCAUAUAUGGCCUAGAGUGUUUCAGGUCACAUGGUCAAGAAACAUGCUGGGCCCUUCCUACAAGACACACACCGAUAUGCCCAGUUAUAACUGGGAGUGUACACAAACUGAUGGGUAUGUAUGUCUUAAUAUGCCUUCCCCUGUCUUCCGUAGGGCAGAGGGAGACCAGGAGCUCCAGUGAGUAGAGAUGAUUAUAAACACUUUUCUUGUAUGUGUUUGUGCGUAGAUCUUUUUGCAUGUAGAUGUGUUUUAUUAUACAUUUAUGUGUGUGUGUGUGUGCGUACGUACGUGAAUGCUUGCGUGUGUGCGUGCAUGUGUGUGUGUGUGCGUGUGCGCUCACCCAACCCAUUUCUAUUGUUUCCAGGGGCCACCAGGAGCCAAUGGGCUUGCGGGCGGAAUCGGGCCACAGGGACCAGCGGUGAGUGUUAAGACCAAUUAAUGAAUCAAUCCCAAUUAAGAAAUAUGUACAACAGACAAAACAGGGAAAUAUACACUUAACCAGUUGUGUAAUACACUCUUUGACUGCCACUACUGGAUAUCUAGUGGACUCACUGCUAAUUCAUGAUUAGGUAAUCAAGUUGGCGAGUUAACUGUUUAACUACUGAAUGACAAAAAGUCUGCAGUACCAGAAGCAGUAUCACUCCAGGACCAAGGCUAAAGACCUCUGACAGACAGACAUGUCUCUUCAGUCCAAUCCUUUUUAAAUUAACCUCUGCUAGAAUCAAGCAUCAAUUACUGUUUACAGUAGUCAAGUGGGAGAAUCAGAACGUCCAUGAGCGGAGGGGGUCCUGUUAGUGGGCUACCCCAGCGUAAGGUCUCAUCUCUGUGGAGUGGAGUGGGGGGAGGCCCCUGGAGAGAGAACCAGAACUGAUUGGAGUGAUCAUGAUUUCAGUUGAGCUUCUUAUCGGAGACGCUGACCAGGGGUGCAGCAAGGAAGAGUCAGCUUUGAUUUUAGUUUAACAUGAUGAGGGUAGGGGCAAUGUGACUCUAUGCACUGAUUUUGUACAGUUUAUAUGCAAAUGAAUCCUGUUUAUUGACCUGUGUGUUCUUCUCUCUCUCUCUCCCAGGGCCCUGAGGGUCUUCCAGGAUUGGCUGGGCCUCCCGGCCCUGAUGGACCACCAGUAAGUACAGCACAUCUACAUUAUCUGCUGAUUCUUCACAUUAGUGAAAUCUCUCAUUGUCAUUGUUUUUGCUGCCAUCAGUCAGUGCAUCUACGUACUGCCACCUAGUGGAUUUCUAGAGUAUAACUGCAGUUUUCACAAGGAAUGGAGAUGCAUGGCCUCAGAUGUGGGGUGAAGAAAUGCUUAAAGAAAGAAAGAUGGAAAUGUUACUCAUUCAAUUAUAUAUCAAUCUAGACUUCAUUCUCUACCUUUCUAAGGGUCUUCCUGGGGCUCUCCCUGAUGGCAGUGGAGAUCUGUUGGUAAGUGUCAGGAUGUUUUUUAGACCCAACACAUUUAAGGACAUGAAUCCUGUACUGUACUGAUUGCUAUGCACAACAUUGAACAGCAGUAUGACAUUAUUUUUACUACAUGCCUUUACCUAAUGCAGUGUUGUCUGUCCCCUUUAUAGUGUCCUGCCAUCUGUCCUCCUGGUCCCUCCGGCCCUCCAGGAAUGCCUGGGUUCAAGGUGGGUACAGGACAUUGUUGCCACAGAUAAAACAAUGAGACAGAUAUUUCACCGGAUGUAUAAAUGUGAAGCAUCCGGUUGGUGUUUCCACUCACUACCAAAUAUGGUGGUGAGAGGAAGCCCAGCGGCCGGCAGUGGGAGAAGAUGGAGCGAGAUGGAUUUUGGCCGACAUUCUGCUAAUUUUCUCAUCGAUGAAACAUUUGAUCUCAAUACAGUUGUCUGUUUCCAAAGCUAUAAUUUGUUACGAACAGAGUGGACUAAGUUUAGUAGAAUUUACCCUUUGCCAAAGUUUUAAAAAACUGCGUGUUUAGAAGGAGUGCAAAGGGCGAAUUGAGUUAUUGCACAUGCUCACUUCACAGAGUAGGCGUUCCCUAAUGGAAAUAUACAAAUACAUGCUGCAAUGAGCCAAUAAGCUCUCGCUAGCUCAUUUUACAUUUUUUUACAUUUUUAGUCAUUUAGCAGACGCUCUUAUCCAGAGCGACUUACAUGAGCAAUUAGGGUUAAGUGCCUUGCUCAAGGGCACAUCGACAGAUUUUUCACCUAGUCGGCUCGGGGAUUAGAACCAGCGACCUUUCAGUUACUGGCACAACGCUCUUAACCACUAAGCUACCUGCCGCCACAUGUAUGUGGAACUUGUUCAGUUUAUGUCUCAGUUGUUGAAUCUUGUUAUGGUCAUACAAAUAUUUACACAUGUUAAGUUUGCUGAGAAUAAACGCGGUUGACAGUGAGCGGACGUUUCUUUUUUUUGCUGAGUUGAGUUCAUUGGCUUGCAUUGAAACAGAAAAAAUGAAGGAGUGGGAUGUCUCACUUCCGUCUCGGGGUAUAGAUUAAUGCACCUUAUAGAAAGGAUAUAUGAUAAGGGGCCCGUUAUGUGAUUUGGUUGCUGUCGUGACAAAGAGCCUCACUCUCCUCUCAAUAAUUAAUGAUAUUGAAGCAAGUACAUCAUAGUCCUUUAAUAUUACAGGCCCAGCACUGGAACAGUGCUGACGUCAAUGGAGAUUAUAAUGGGGUGACUCAUAUGUGUUGCUGAGCUCAUGCUUGGCUCUUCCCACCUCCUUGCUUGUUCUGCCUACUAUGAUUAAUUUGCUCCCAUUGGAAAUGAAAGGAUGUGGUCUAUCUUGGGUUAGUUAUAAAAAAUAUUUGUUGUCACUCUACCUCACUUAUUGUGACUUCUUAAGCUCUGAAAUGUGUGCUCUUCAAAUGGCCGCUUCCCCCAGGAACAUGACAGCAAAACUAACUGUUGUAUCUCUCCCUCUCCCAUUCUCAUCAUCUACCCCUCUUUGUCUUUCUCUAUAUAUCUCAUCAUCCAUUUCUAAAUAUGUAUCCCUUGCUUCUUCUGUCUGUCUUUCCUUUAAUACUUCUCUCUCUAUAUAUAUAUCUUUAUUUAGGGUCACACAGGGCACAAAGGAGAUAAGGGAGAGCUCGGGAAAGACGGAGAGAAGGUGAGAUCAAUCAGAGUUGAAAGAGUGAAAAUCAGAGUAUUUGACUAGUCUGAAGUCUUUAUCCAGAUGUUAACUAUGUGUUGUUAACUGUGUGUCGUGUCCUCUCUCCCAGGGUAAUGCUGGCCCACCUGGUCCUCCAGGGAUUCCCGGCACUGUCGGCCUGCAGGUGAGUUUUGUCACCUAAUGUGGCUCAAAACACAGACAUUUCUAUCUGUUGGCUGUAUGUUUACAUUGUCCAUUCCUUUCUGCCUGAGCCCUGAUGUGUGAAUGCUAUGCAGUGUUGAUUGUUCUGAUAGGUUCUGAUGGUGGUUCUGAUUGAUUCUGCUGGUCCCUAACCAUCUUGUGGUGUUGUUUCCCAGGGUCCUCGUGGUUUGAGGGGACUUCAGGGCCCAAUGGGGGCAGUAGGAGACAGGGUGAGUACCACGCCUCUGAAGGUCUUUGUCACAGACCUCUGUCAUCUGUCUGAAAUUUACAGACCAGCACUUCAAUGAGCUGCAGUGUAAACUCAAUUUUCCUGAUUAUAAUGCAUUAUCUCUCGUUCUCUCUCUCUCUCUCUUUUUAGGGUUUACCAGGUUUCCGAGGCAAACCUGGUACUGCUGGCGUCAUCGGCAAGACAGUGAGUCUCUCCUUGUUUGUACUGUCUGUUGAGGAGUAUAUAACUCGUACUACACAAGUUACACACUCCUCACUUUGGUGUUGGUCUUUAUGUAAUUGUGUUAGGUGUCUACCAUUGGUCCCAUCAAUAAAAAGCUCUGUGUGUGUCAUUUGAUAAUUCCAGGGUGAUGCUGGAGAGAAAGGACCAGAGGGAUUUAGAGGGCCAAAGGGAGAGAUUGUGAGUAAAUAAUACACACAUACAUUUUUGUAUUGAUAUUUGCAUGUCUGAUUGAACAUCAUCUUUACAGAUAACUCUAAUUUCUAAUCAAACAGCAGACUAAACAGUCAUAUGAUGAUAAAUGGUGUGGGUACAAGGGAUUGUAAAUGAUCUAAUGUUGUGCUACAAACAGUUAAUUGCAGGUACUGUAACAUUGUUUCUUAUCAUUUCUCAACAGGGCAAAAUUGGUCCAAAGGGAGUUCCUGGCGGAGCAGGACCCAAAGGGGAGCCUGUAAGUCUUCAAAUACAAAUCUCUAAUGACAACAGAUAUCUCGGACCCCUGACCAACAGUGUUUCUCUCUCCCGCAGGGCAUCCCUGGCAGAGACGGGAAAGAUGGCACCCAGGGACUGGAUGGCGAGAAGGUAAAGUGGCACCCUUUUCUCCCAACAUGCUCUCUGCUCUGUUUCCCAUGAGCCCACAGUGAGGGUGUGGCUGAUUUGUUUGACCUUUAUUUUACCAGGUUAGUCUCAUUGAGAUUAUCAAUCUCUUUUACAAGAGAGACCUGGACAAAAUAGCAGCACACAAAGUUGCAGACACAUUUACAACAUAAAGCACUAGAGUUAAAAAAAACAUAAAUGUACACAGCAAGAUGGUUUGGGAAAGUGUGGUGCAUCUACAGAUGUAGGAUCUUAAUUUGAUCCAGUUUGCUACAGCAGGACGAUAACCCCGCAGCAUUUUUACAUUUACAUCAUUUAGCAGACGCUCUUAUCCAGAGCGACUUACAAAUUGGUGCAUUCAAGUUAUGAUAGCCAGUGGGACAACCACCUUUUUUUAUUUCUAUUUAUUUUUUAUUUAAUUUUUUUAUGGGGGGAGUAGAAUGAUUACUUUAUACUAUUCCAGGUAUUCCUUAAAGAGGUAGGGUUUCAAGUGUCUCCGGAAGGUGGUCAGUGACUCCGCUGUCCUGGCGUCGUGGGGGAGCUUGUUCCACCAUUGGGGUGCCAGAGCAGCAAAUAGCUUUGACUGGGCUGAGCGAGAACUGUGCUUUCGUAGAGGUAGGGGAGCUAGCAGGCCAGAGGUGGAUGAACGUAGUGCCCUCGUUUGGGUGUAGGGUCUGAUCAGAGCCUGAAGGUAAAGAGGUGCCGUUCCCCUCACAGCUCCGUAGGCAAGCACCAUGGUCUUCCUCCCAGGGAAGGACUGCCCACUCCAUGAUCUCGCCAUCACGGUUGACAACUCCAUUGUGUCCUCCUCCCAGAGUGCAUUUUAAUUAUUAUGUGGAUUAUAAUGAAUGGAUUUUUAUUUUAUACUCCCUUUUUCUCCCCAAUUUUCCGAUCUUGUCUAAUCGCUGCAACUCCCCAACGGGCUCAGGAGAGGCGAAGGUCGAGUCAUGCAUCCUCCGAAACAUGACCCGCCAAACCGCGCUUCUUAACACCCGCCCGCUUAACCUGGAAGCCAGAUGCACCAAUGUGUCGGAGGAAACACCGUUCAACUGACGACCGAAGUCAGCCUGCAGGUGCCUGGCCCGCCACAAGGAGUCGCUAGAGCAUGAUGAGCCAAGUAAAGCCCUCCCGGCCAAACCUCCCCUAAACUGGACGAUGCUGUGCCAAUUGUGCGCCGCCUCAUGGGUCUCCCAGUCGCGGCCGGCUGCGACACAACCUGGGAUCGAACCCGGGUCUGUAGUGACGCCUCUAGCACUGCGAUGCAGUGCCUUAGACCACUGCGCCACUCGGGAGGCUCUCCAUCAUAAUGUUUAACCUACUGUAGCGUUAAACUCAUGUAAAGGGACAAGCUCCUGUAAUUUCAGGAUCUUUUGAAGCUCGUUCCAAGUGGAACGGGCAGAGAACUGGAAAGCUUUUUUCCCCUAGUUCUGUACGGGCCUUAGGAACAAUCAACAAAACACAGUCAUGUGAGCGCAGGCGGUAGUUUUACUUUGUCUGCUGGAUAAUGUAGUUACACAAGUAAAAUGGGAGCAAAAUGGGAGCUAUCUCACAUUUUUGAUGUCAUAGUGACAGUGUUUCUCUGCGUUGCCAGGGCGAUGCUGGACGGAAUGGGGUACCCGGUGAGAAAGGACCCAACGGCCUUCCUGUGAGUAUCGAGCAUGACAUUAUCUAGCGUCCCACUGUGUAGAGUUAGUCCCACUGUACCCUCUUACUGGGAGAUGCCCUUAUAAACUCUGAUUCUCUUACACACUCUAAUGACUACAUAGACAGAGAUGCUGUCCAUUUUGUAAGGAGCCUCUGUACUCUGUAUGGAUUUCCAUUUCAAAUAGACCUAUAGACAUUCUCACAUCUCAAAUAGACAACAGUUAGUACCUCUAUGCUCUGCAGUAAAGAACACAGUAUAGAUUUAAUUACAGUCCACUCUGUCCUAACUAGCCAUUAACUCUGUCUCCCACAGUGUGUUAACCAGUCCCUAGUCCCAUGGCAUCAUAUUGCUACUGUGGACACUACUCUAGAGUCAUGUUUCUAUGUCUGUGUUUCAGGGUUUACAAGGAAAGGCUGGCGCAAAGGGCGCAAAAGGAGGAGUUGUGAGUAUGACAACAAUGCAUAACUAAGUCAUGAAGACAGUGAUUUCAUAAAGACAGGGAUAUUAUGUAUACAAUGAGGCUAUAAAGAGAAGGAUAUCAUAGUUAUCACAGAGCGAUUUCACAAUCAGUGGGUGUCAAACAGGCAACACAAACACCUAGAAUUACCUAAUAAUGUCCAUUAGACCACACUGUGACAGCUAUGAAUAAACAGUGAUGUCAGAAAGACUGUGGCACAGCAUACAGACAGUGAUGUCAUAUGGCCAAUGAUGUCAUAUGCACAUAAUCCAGAUAGGCAUGUCAUAAAGACUCAUAGCAGUAAUGUCAUACAGGUGUGUCAUAUCAUUGGUCAUUUCAUGUCAGAAACUUUUAGUGAUGUCAUAAAGCCAGUGAUUUCACAAUGAUAUUGUGUAAUGAAAGGAUGGAAUCAUACAGCUAAUGAUGUCACAACUGAUAUCAUAGGAUCAGAGAAACAGCCAGUGAUGUUAUAAUCAGUGAUAUCAUAAAUGUGUACAGUGAUGUCAUACAGCCAGUGAUGUCACAAAUUGUAUCAUACAAUCAAGAUAAACAAUACAGCCAGUGAUGUCACAAAUUCUGAGAUGUCACAACUGAUAUCGCACAAUUUAGAGAAACCAUACAGACAGUGAUGUCACAAAUUACAUCACACUUUCAGGGAAAAUAUAUAGACAGUGAUGUCACAAAUGACAUCGUACAAUGGCAGUGAAGAUAAGCCACCACAUAACCAUUCCCCUUUUCUUCCCAGGGUGACCCAGGAGAGAUGGGAGAGGCAGGGCCGUCUGGAGAGCCAGGUAUUCCUGUAUGUAUCUGAUGGGCUUCUGGGGCACUUGUGGGCUGCAGUGGGGUAUUUCAGGGGUUUCUGUGUUGUUGGUCAUUUUGUUACAAUGCAGUCAUGGUGUGUCAGCUCCUCUCACCUGCCUGCACCAUCAUCUGACUCCUCCCACAGGGUGACAUUGGUAUCCCAGGAGAGAGGGGCGAGGCGGGACCCAGAGGAGUGGCUGUAAGUAGUCCAGGUUAAAGUUCAAUACCGUAUCUAUGGAAACAUGGCAGCAUCCACCUGUUAAAAGAUGGCAGUGGGUAGAGUGGAGCCAUAUACCAAUCAGAAUAGUAGUCAACAUAGCAGAAGAAAAUGUUCUUCUUGACCAUUAGAACGUAUUGGUUAAAACAGACUCCUGGUAACAAAAAUCAGUUGUUUCAUAUCUUCAUGGGGCUAUAUAUGAAUAUAUGAUGAUUGAGAGAGGAUAAGGAUGAAAACCUCCACUUAUUAGUUAAAUGAUAAAACACAAUAGUUUGUGAUUAACUAGGAGACUGUUGCAUAGUAACGUACAACAUGUUCUUACACCCAUAGGAAAAUGUAGUCCCAUACCUCCCCCCAGCAAUAUUAUAUGGAAAGUACCUAUCUAUAUUCACUCUAUAUACAGCUAUUCUCCUCCAGUGAGAUGGAGGCAGUAGGGAAGACAGGAAUGUAUGAAAUAGGGAUAAUGAAAGAGGGUCAGAGAGACAGAGGGGUCUUUGUCUUUGGUUCCCCAUCAGAACCCUAGAGAGGGAAUGCAGGAUACCAUCUUGGUUCUAAAGCCAGGUGGCACUUCCCCAUCACAGCUGGGUGCUGUGUCAAUUUCAAAGCAUUCCUCAGAUAAGACAUAACUCAAACACAAGUGAUUUUAUCAAGUUCUAUACAAACAAUGACUCUUGUGACUCUCAUCACACACAACCGCAAUAUCCUCCUCUUUCAAAGUUAUAAACACAAUCUGUCCUGCUUUAUUGCAGUCUCAUAAAGGUAAGGUUCGAAUAACAGAUACUAUUGGUUGAGGGAAGGCAGGUCUAUGUGUCACAAGUCAAAGGUCAGGCUGAGAUUUACUUCCUGUGUCUUUAGGCCGUCAUGUACUUCCUAUUGUGCUAACAUGAUGUGUGUUUCCCAGGGGGGCGUCGGACCAGUGGGCAACAUCGGGGUUCAGGGCAGCAAAGGCUUCCAGGUCAGUGGCAUGAUAGGAUACGGAAUGAGGUGUCCCACCAAAUAUCCAUUUAAUGAUUGAGUGUUGGAGUGUUCUGAUGGUGUCUAUGUCAUGUUCAACAGGGAAUAAAGGGGGCUCUGGGGGACCCUGGCCUUCCUGGACCAACCGGAAUCCGCGGCGGAUUUGGUGAGAGGGUGAGUGUGACCCCUAGCAGAAUGCUUGCUGGCCAAAGACCUCUCUGAAGUGACCAACAGUGGUGUCCACCCCAGGAAUUUGAACCGUUCACCAUAUGGUUCCAAGCCCAAGCAUCCCUAUCCACUAAACUGAUGUCCUUGUGUGAAUAAACAAGGCCUUUUAUUUGUAGCUAUGCCUUUUAAGACAGAUUAGAACUCUUGACCAACUGACCCAAUAUUGGCUUGAGUUAAAGAGUCCAUCUUCUGGAGACAUUUCUGUCAAUGAAAAUCCCUUCACUAGAGGAGAGCCUUUUAACACACGACCUGACCAACACACACACACACACACAGAGAACAUGUUAGGGUACGAUUGUUAAGGCUGCAUUUACACACAAACACCAACUGGACUUUGAAAGACAAAAAUGUCCCCCAGAUGGCAUUCCCCCAGCAGUCCUAGUGCAAUGCCUACAUUAAUUUUUACACAGAAUCACACACUGCAGCGUGCGCUUACACACAAACGUACACAUAGCUCCUCCUGCCAGACCCAUUAAGAUCCGAGCAGUGUGUGCUCAUAACCUGGGCAGUGUGGGCUCACUCAGAAUCAGAAUCAGAACAUUAUUAUAGGGUGGAGCCUUGGCAGUGUGUAUUCAUACUGUAUCCAGGUAACAAAGCAGCCUCCUGUUCAGGAGCCGAUGGCAGAACAAAGCCUGGCUUUAUCCAGCUCCUGGGCUGCCCCUCUCCACAACCCACCACACCUCCAUCCCUCCCUCCAUUUCACUCCGCACACACAGCCUGCCAUCUAUGGAGCCAUGCGCUCUGCUACUGGUCUUCACAACCACUGGCUCUAUUUUAUUAACCGUUUUUCUCUCUCUCCUCACUCUCUCGUUCCAUUUCUCUCACAGGGUCCAGUCGGAGCAUCAGGCCCUAAAGGAGACAUGGUAAGUACAUACACUAGUAGCUCCUUACAUUUGGGGUCAAAGGUCAAAUUAAGAUAAAAUCUUAGUAACCCCCUGCCUACUGUCUUCAUUCAGCAAUCAGUUUGCACAUGGGGAUGUCCUGUCUCUUAAAGGGUUCAGAGAGAAUAUUGUCAAAGAGAUAAUGGGAAAGGUUAUGGAGCUGGGGAUAUGGGUUUAUGGGCUCAUUAUGGAAGAUAAUGUGGUAGUAUAUUUGACUUUUGUAGGCACAUAACAAUACAUGGACAUUAUAUUUUCUAUGGAAGCUCCCAUGCACACGCAAUUAUUGUUAUUCAAAAAUUCACUCAGGCUUCUUUUGUUUUCUGUUCAGGGCGUGGCAGGAGCUGAUGGUUUGCCCGGGGAGAAUGGAGAACCUGUAAGUUAUCUUUCAUAUUUUAAAUUCAGUCAAAUUAAUAUACAUCCAAUCAACAUGAAAAUGUGUAUGUCAUCCAAUUUCCUUUGUCUUAUUAGUCAACAAUCUUUUGCUCGUUCUCAGGGUCAAUUUGGUCCAGUUGGCCAAAAAGGAGAGGUGAGUUAUCUCUUCAUCUUCAUCCAAACUGUGGAGUAUAUCCUUGCCAGUGUUGAAUGUAUGUUCGUCAACCACAAAAUGUAUAGGUCCUAGUUCCCAACUCUCUACAUUGACACAUAUUUUACUGACAGGUUUGUCUCUCUAAUACUGUAGAUAACAACCAAAAACAUUGUGAUCACAUUCACUGUUAGGAGUACAGCCAAAACCCUACUUAGUUGGGCUUACUACACCAGUCUAUCAUUGUCCUUGUCUCAUUAUCUUACAUAACAUCUUUAGCUGCUCUUUCCCUUAUUAUUGCCUCUCUCCCAUCUAUCUUUUCCCUCUGAUGUGUUGCCAGUGUGUUGCUACUAAGUGCUGGUACCCAGGCCAGACUGCAACACACUAACUCAUUGCACAGGAUCCUCCCAGCUCACAUUCUAGGAUUAGCUGGAUUAAUUAGCUUGCUGUACGGUUGCUUUAGUGUUAUUUGCCCACUCUCUGCCAUCCCUACAGAGAAGGGAGCCACGCUAAGCUGCAGCACAGUUUGCCUUACAAUUAAUGUAAUUACAGCCAAGGUGCUGAUGUGGCUCACUAACUCUCCCUGAUGCUAGCUAGCUAUAGUAACUCUGACACUUAGGAGCUAUUGUUGUGUUCAUUAGAUUAAUUAUCAAGUGAGACAACGCCUCAUGGGACUGCACAACUUUAUUUAUUAUUGUGAGGGGAAAUGGCCAGGCCUACAGUUUUUACUUUAUAGAAAGUCUUUGACAAGUCAGGUAGUUUCUUUUUCCGGGGUCACCUAGAAUGAUCUGCUAAACCAGCUCUGAGGCGAAGGCAAGAAAUGAGCUGUCUGAUUCCCUCAGAUCAAGAUGUUGGAGAAGUUCAACGUUUUUCCACAGAGUGCAAUAGACCAACACUUUCAUCCCUCACAACUGACCAUCUCCACUGACUUUCACACUCUUUGACAUUUACUGAGUGAACACAAGAGCUGUAGAUUGGAUUUUUGAUUGUGUUUACAGUCUGGGAAGCGUGGAGAGCUGGGACCCAAAGGUGUGGUGGGACCACAGGGAGAGCUCGGAGCCAGAGGGGUUCCUGGGAAACCAGGCCUAAUGGGCUUCCAGGGUGAACAGGGUCUGCCUGGAAUCGCUGGCAAGAUUGGUGUUCCCGUGAGUAACCAGGGAUAAGGCUCUACUUCGAUCCCUGUAAACUUGGCACCCUUGCGUCAAGAAUGCCUCAGAUUGACAACACCUGCUGAAUGAAAUGUCUGUCUUUUCUGCCUCUGUUUUCAGGGUAAACUGGCAAGCGAACAGCACAUCAGAGAAUUGUGUGGAUCUAUGAUUGAUGGUGAGGAUUUUGGAGAUCAAACGGGCUGUAGGGUGUAGUGUCCUUGUCUAAAUGACCAAAAAGGGCCAUUAGCUCCUUUUUUACAAGAAUGUGUUUGCAAAUGUCUCUUCCUCUGUCCUUUCUCUCUCAGAUCAGAUUGCACAGCUGGCUGCCAACCUCAGAAGGCCCCUGUCCCCUGGCCAAGUGGGUCGCCCCGGUGCUGCCGGACCUCCAGGGAAGCCAGGAGAGACUGGGUCUAUCGGUCACCCCGGCUCCCGUGGACCUCCUGGCUACAGAGGACUGCCUGGAUACCUGGGAGACCCCGGUCCCAGAGGUAAGUAACAGGAGAUACACAGGUCCAUGUCAAGAAACAUACUCGAAAUGUCUGCCUUUCUGAUCAGCACAGAGCAAUGGACUUUGCAGCAUAGAACAUACUGUACGUCUCAUAAGAAGUGUACAGAUAAGUGUGACCAUCUCUAUGUUGGGCCUAUUGCACAAUUGGUAGUGCCAAUAGACUGCCUUCUUUCAGUAACAUUGUUUUCUGUCUCUUCCACAGGUGAUCUUGGUGAACAGGGUGACAAGGGACCCAUCGGAAAGGCCAUCGAAGGGCCCAUUGGAGACCAAGGAUACCAAGGUAUGACAGUUUAUACACUGUGCAUUCACAGUGAGAGGGGUUUGGGCUAGAAUGAUAAAAGUUCAAGGGUAGCCAAGUGGAGUUGCAUCAGUAUACUGUCUCUGCCAGUGUAUAAACCCUUUUUUGUGGGACACCUGAGCCUAUAUUGGAGAGAGUAGUGCCGGUUUCCCUGUGUUUAAAUCAGUGUAUCCCUGUUGGGAGACUUGGCUCAUUCCCUGCAUUCUGUUUCUGUACCCAUAGGUAUCCCAGGAGUGCUUGGAAUCGUCAAAGACGGGCGUGACGGAUCCCCAGGAGAUCCAGGUGAGCCCGGAGAGGCAGGUAGGACAGGAAGGACCGGGCACUCGGGCUCCCCAGGAAUCUGUGACACUACCGCCUGCCAGGGGGCAAAUGUCCAUGGGAAAACCUCCAAUCCCAAGAACCAUUAAACAUUACUUCCCUCAUCCUGGAACCAGCCACCCCGGGAGGAGAAAAAGAGAAGGAGAGGAGAGAGACGAGUCACAAUUUCCUCUUGAAUGUAUUUAAAACAAGACGGGAACAGUAACAACAGAUGUGAGAUUUACUUUGAGAGGAAGAGAACAUCCCAAGAGGAAAACAGCAGUUUGGGAAAACAGAGACAAAAAUCUAGACUCCAUCCAUCUAUGAAGUGGACAAAGCUGAUUAAACAUUUCACAAGAGCGCUAGAGAACACCUGCAAUCGCUCCAAAUACCAUUGAAAGUAAAUUACAAUUUAAUAAAAAAACUGAAAAAUAACUUUACUGGAAAAGUGCUUAUAGGCCAUUAUUUUUCAAAACCAUUUAUUUGUGUAAAGAUAUGUACUUGAGUUGUUUCACCCCCUUACCAUCUUGCUUCACAUACCCCUGUCUGGAAGGUAAUUAUCCAAAACACUACAACUGUGAUUGUCCUUGCAGUGAAUGUGCAUGUGUCAAGGUCCUUUCUGCUUAGACCCGGGUGUUACCUCACAAGACAAGCUUACUUAAAAUAAGAAGAUAUGUGCCGAUGAGCAAAAUGAAGUCUCUGCCAAGGCGCUUUGGGUGUAACAGGCAAUGCCCAGAUAUUUUGUAUAUUGAUGCAACCACAGUAUUUUCCAACUCUUGCUAGACUAGCUUUUUAAAAUCAUUUUGUAAAGUUUAUUUGUUGCCCUUUUUCUUUUUUCACAUUUCAUGAUUACAUGUUUGAUUUUAAAAAAUCUCCUCUUCCAAUAGGUUUUGAAAAUAAAAAAAUGUUGUGGAUGCAUCAGAAAUUGCAAUUGUAGUAUAACUCAUUAAAGAUUUGUGUGCUUUACCUUUUUUAUUUUGCAAUGACCACAUCCACUUUGUACCGGUGCUGUAACUAUUAAAUAUACAUGACUUUAAAUACUAUUUAUUAUUUGUGGGUGACUGUUGUAUGUACAGUAAGAUGCUACAGCAC